AAAAUCAAAUCAAAUACAGUGUUAGAUAUGUUGGCCCUUUUUUCUCCGUGAAUGGAAUUUCAGGAAUCCGAAUCAAUGGCCCCUGUGCUUCGCCCGGUUUCUUUCCGCCAUUAAAUUAUCGCCAUUUGUGUCUCUUCAAAAACUCCCUUUUCAGCCUUUUCUAGGGUUUCCUCUCUCCAUUAUAAAACUCCCUCCCCCCCCCCCAACCCAUCGCCACUCUGUUUUCCGCGUUACAGGGUUUGCUUUUGCAGUGCGAGAGAAUCCAAUUUCGAGAUUUCAUUGCUCUUAUGAAAUUCAUCACUCGAUUGUAAAGGUUUUGGUCUUGUUUUUGCGACUGGGUGAGAUAACACAGCCAAAUUCAAUUAAAUCAUCGGUUUCCAUUGCCACAAAAGACUUAGCUCUGCUGUUUUACUCAAACAAUUUAUCUGCUGAAAAUGGAUGAUGGAGAACUCGAUUUCCCAAGUGAUCAAAUGAUGUCAUGCUUGGACCUGCCUAAUGCACAGAGCAGCUGCUCAUUCGACAUAGACGAGUUUCUUGGUCGAACACAAUCCUGCAAUGAUGCCCUUGGCCGAACCGAGGCUUACACAGACGUUCUUGGUCGAACACAGGCUUGCACCCAUGCCCAUGCGUGUAACCCAUCGGGACCCGAUAAAUCACACACACACACUUGUAUACAUGUCCACACCCAAAUUAUGCACUCCCCUAGUGAAGGUCAGGAUCCAAGUGAUGACACCGCUGAGUCGGUGGAGAAAAAAGGUAAGAAAAGGCCUACGGGUAAUCGCGAAGCGGUGCGCAAAUACAGGGAGAAGAAGAAGGCUAGGGCUGCAUCUUUAGAGGAUGAAGUUAUCAGAUUGAGGGCUUUAAAUCAGCAGUUAAUGAAGAGACUGCAGGGGCAGGCUUUAUUGGAGGCUGAGAUUACCAGGCUGAAGUGUUUGCUUGUGGAUAUUAGAGGGAGGAUUGAAGGAGAAAUCGGCUCUUUCCCUUAUCAGAAGCCGGCCAAGAAUGCAGAUAUCUACCAAAACAUUGCUAACCCUAACAUUCAAGGCACUUAUGUGAUGAACCCGUGUAAUAUGCAACGGAAUGAGCAGCUUUACUGCCUUCACCCUGGAUCGGAAACUGCGUUCAGUGGUCAGGGCCUUGGGGACUGUGGAUUCGACGAUCUACAGUGUUUGGGGAAUCAAAAUUCUAAUCCGAUGGAGCUACCUGAUUGUGGGUUUGAUAAUGUUAACAUUGCUUCUAAUGCCAAUACUUCCAGCAGCAGCAAGAAAAAAGGAAGGGCACGUGCUGCAGGGGCUAGCUAGAAUCGAGAAUUGAGUACUGCCAAUUUUCAUUUCCGACUUUGAUUGUUGAGAUUAGGGCGUAGCAUAUCUAAAUAACAAGCUACACUUAGAGCUCUCUCGGCUUGGUUUCAUGUACAGUGGCUUUUUAUUUACAAACAAUGCAUUGUAAAGUGGGACAGCUCGGUACAUAGCUAGCAGAAGUUGAGGAACAACCAGAUGACUAAGAAUUUCGGUUUUGCAAAACGCUUAUGAUUUAUUUUUAUUUUUUUCAGACUCCUAUGAUACUCGUUAUUUCAUUUAAAUGUAUUCUGUACUACUACUAUUACUACUAUUUUUCGUCCUCUUGUCUCGGAAUUUUGAAUAACAUAUCACCAUAAGCUAUGAGCAGCUUUUGUUGUCACAUAGCAUUCUGAUUGUUUUAAGAC
Erythranthe guttata (spotted monkey flower) is the source of this 1705-nucleotide messenger RNA. Its product is annotated as basic leucine zipper 23. NCBI's taxonomy places the organism in Eukaryota, Viridiplantae, Streptophyta, Magnoliopsida, Lamiales, Phrymaceae. Gene Ontology annotation, biological process: DNA-templated transcription; regulation of transcription by RNA polymerase II. Gene Ontology annotation, molecular function: RNA polymerase II cis-regulatory region sequence-specific DNA binding; DNA-binding transcription factor activity, RNA polymerase II-specific. The record is from RefSeq and is a predicted model, not a curated record.